UGGCCUUAAUUUGAAAGGCAUUUUUGGAGGUUUUCUUUAAUCUCAGACGCGACUGGUAUUGUGCUGCAGUGUGUUUUUGUUUAUUCUAUUGACUUUAUCCUCUACAAAAAAUAAUUUUCAUUGAAUACAUGUCGUACUGUAAUUUUAUAUCGACUUUUGCCGUUAAGGACUCUAUUCGUUCUAUUUUCUUGCUUAGUUCGCAAUUUUCUUCUAGUUGCUGUCCGCAUACGUUGAGAGUCAACAAAGGCAUAUUAGUUGGUCGCCGAAGAAUUAAGCAAUCUGCUAUCGAAGUAUAUAUGGGAAAGGUUUCCAACUUUGGUCCUUUUACUCCAGUUGUAUACGUGACUAGGUGGGUACUAGGGAAGGAUAGAUUCAACAAGAUAAGAGGAAGGGCCAUUGCUCUCCACUCUCAAGUAAUCACUGAGUUUUGUAAGUAUGUGGGUAUGGAUGCAAGGCUGAGGCAAGGACUGAUUCGUUUAGCAAAGACGAAUGGUAGCAAGCUUGGUUUUCUAUCUUAAAAUAAAAGAGGACCUGUGAGAAGAAAGAUACAUGGAUUGUUUAUAAAAACAUUUUGUUGAAGACACGUUUAUUUUUAUGGAUGGGUCACAUUCCAUCAAAGAAAAUCGCUCUUUUAGAAUCAAAUGAAUGAUUCAUUUUUAAC
This is a messenger RNA of Galdieria sulphuraria, 661 nucleotides long. Its product is annotated as electron carrier protein (proton gradient regulation 5) isoform 1. Gene Ontology annotation, biological process: photosynthetic electron transport in photosystem I; response to high light intensity. The coding region runs from base 129 to 518 and encodes 129 amino acids. The record is from RefSeq and is a predicted model, not a curated record. Lineage: Eukaryota; Rhodophyta; Bangiophyceae; Galdieriales; Galdieriaceae. The transcript is spliced from 2 exons.